UUCAACCAUAACAGUCAGCGUGAUGGGCAUUAUUGAGGUGGUGCUGGAAAGAGUGUGAUUGGAGCUGGUUGAAGAAUCUGGUGAGAAAGGGGAUUCCUGCCUGAGGAGUGUGAGCUCUGAGGUGGUCUGGGCAGAGGUGCAGUUCCUUUGGACCAGGGAGGAACAUGCACUCCUGUGAGACAGAAGCUUGGGGAUAGUGGCAACUUUGGAGGUGCACGGCAGCCUAAGCAUGUGCCAGACAUCUGCAAAGCAGGGGCUCCAAAGAUGGGUUCAACCAUUUUCGUUUGUGUUUUUGGGCUGUUUUAGAUUUGAUAGUUGCUAUUUGUUUUUUUGUUAUUUAUUUCAAAAUAUUCAUGGGGAGGGAGUAAAGGAAAACAACCUGGGUUAGACCACCUGACACAUGUUGCAGUUCAGCACUGUGGUAAUUUUCAAUUACCUAUCAGAGUUGGGGGAGGGGGGGCACCAUCAUCUUCUUAAUGCUUAGAGCCUGGCAUUCAGGCAAUGCUGAUUCCUGCCAUGACAGUACCCGGGGGUGCUGGGACUUGCCAGGUGGGCCCUGGCUCUGCUCAAAUCCUGCUCACCUGAGCACUGUAGGUGUCUGGGUCCUCUGUGGCCUUCUUCUUAGCACUUUCCCUGGCAGGUGAGGGUCCUGGCUCCUGGGGCCAUACAUGGAGGAUGACAGAAAAAUCCAAUGGUGUGAAGAGCUCCCCAGCCAAUAACCACAACCACCAUGUACCCCCUACCAUCAAGGCCAACGGCAAAGAUGACCGCCGGACCAGCAGCAGGCCACAGUCUGCAGCUGAUGAUGACACCUCCUCAGAACUGCAGAGGCUGGCGGAGAUGGAUGCCCCCCAGCAGGGGAGGGGUGGCUUCCGCAGAAUCAUCCGCCUGGUGGGAGUCAUCCGAGAGUGGGCCAACAAGAAUUUCCGUGAGGAGGACCCUAGACCCGACUCGUUCCUCGAGCGUUUCCGUGGGCCUGAGCUCCAGACUGUGACUACACAGCAAGGCGAUGGCAAAAGUGACAAGGACGGCGAGGGCAAGGGGACCAAGAAGAAAUUUGAAUUAUUUGUUUUGGACCCGGCUGGGGAUUGGUACUACCGCUGGCUCUUCUUCAUUGCCCUGCCUGUCCUCUACAACUGGUGCCUACUGGUCGCCAGAGCCUGCUUCAGUGACCUACAGAAAGGCUACUACCUAGUGUGGCUGGUGCUGGACUACUUCUCAGAUAUGGUCUACAUUGCUGACCUUUUCAUCCGACUGCGCACAGGUUUCCUGGAGCAAGGGCUGCUGGUCAAAGAUCCCAAGAAGCUGAGGGACAACUACAUUCACACCAUGCAGUUCAAGCUGGAUGUGGCUUCCAUCAUCCCCACAGACCUGAUCUACUUCGCUGUGGGCAUCCACAGCCCUGAGCUGCGCUUCAACCGCCUACUGCACUUUGCUCGCAUGUUUGAGUUCUUUGACCGUACUGAGACCCGCACCAGCUACCCCAACAUCUUCCGCAUCAGCAACCUAGUCCUCUACAUCUUGGUCAUCAUCCACUGGAAUGCCUGCAUCUAUUAUGCCAUCUCCAAGUCCAUCGGCUUUGGAGUCGACACCUGGGUUUACCCCAACAUCACUGAUCCUGCGUAUGGCUACCUGGCUAGGGAAUACAUCUACUGCCUUUACUGGUCCACACUGACACUCACCACUAUUGGGGAGACACCACCCCCUGUAAAGGAUGAGGAAUACCUAUUUGUCAUCUUUGACUUCCUGAUUGGUGUCCUCAUCUUUGCCACCAUUGUGGGAAAUGUCGGCUCCAUGAUUUCCAACAUGAAUGCCACCCGAGCUGAAUUUCAAGCCAAGAUUGAUGCUGUCAAACACUACAUGCAGUUCCGCAAGGUCAGCAAAGAGAUGGAAGCCAAGGUCAUCAAGUGGUUUGACUACCUGUGGACCAAUAAGAAGACUGUGGAUGAGCGAGAAGUUCUCAAGAACCUGCCAGCCAAGCUCAGAGCUGAGAUAGCUAUCAAUGUCCACCUGUCCACACUCAAGAAAGUGCGCAUCUUCCAGGACUGUGAGGCUGGGCUGCUGGUGGAAUUGGUACUGAAGCUCCGUCCUCAGGUCUUCAGCCCUGGGGAUUACAUUUGCCGUAAGGGGGACAUUGGCAAGGAAAUGUACAUAAUCAAGGAGGGCAAGUUGGCAGUGGUGGCUGAUGAUGGGGUGACCCAGUAUGCGCUGCUCUCAGCUGGGAGCUGCUUUGGAGAGAUCAGCAUCCUUAAUAUUAAGGGCAGCAAAAUGGGCAAUCGACGCACUGCCAAUAUCCGCAGCCUUGGCUACUCAGAUCUCUUCUGCUUGUCCAAGGAUGAUCUUAUGGAAGCAGUGACUGAGUACCCUGACGCCAAGAAGGUCUUGGAGGAGAGGGGUAGGGAGAUCCUGAUGAAGGAGGGGCUCCUGGAUGAGAAUGAGGUAGCAGCCACUAUGGAGGUAGAUGUGCAGGAAAAGCUAGAGCAGCUGGAAACUAACAUGGAGACCUUGUACACCCGCUUUGGCCGCCUGCUGGCCGAGUACACGGGGGCCCAGCAGAAGCUCAAGCAGCGAAUCACAGUUUUGGAAACCAAGAUGAAGCAGAACAAUGAAGAGGAUUACCUGUCAGAUGGGAUAAACAGCCCGGAGCCAGCUGCUGUAGAGAAACCAUAAUGGUUGGGACCUAACUGCCUCUCCAGCCUUGGCCUUGACCCCAGGACCUAGAAGAACUGUGUAGGUCUUUGUAUUUAUCUGCAUUACCCUCAUGUCCCCCUGAAAUCUCUCUGAAGCCUCUCUGAUCCUAGAGUUCUUGGCCCAAACAUCUAGGACCCCACCCCCAAAGUCCAACUAACAGCCAGACUGUGCUGGCUGGACUUCCGGGAGCUUCAGCUUUCUCAAGUCUGAACUGUCUUCAGGGUACGUGUUCUGGGACUGGGAGCCUGGGCAAUAAUCUUCUCUGAAGAGGCCCAUCUGCAGAAUGGUGUGCACCCUGCUACAA
Loxodonta africana (African savanna elephant) is the source of this 2995-nucleotide messenger RNA. It is a transcript of the gene CNGA2, whose product is annotated as cyclic nucleotide gated channel subunit alpha 2. NCBI's taxonomy places the organism in Eukaryota, Metazoa, Chordata, Mammalia, Proboscidea, Elephantidae. The record is from RefSeq and is a predicted model, not a curated record. Gene Ontology annotation, cellular component: intracellular cyclic nucleotide activated cation channel complex; plasma membrane. Gene Ontology annotation, biological process: monoatomic cation transmembrane transport. The coding region runs from base 676 to 2670 and encodes 664 amino acids. The transcript is spliced from 6 exons. Gene Ontology annotation, molecular function: intracellularly cGMP-activated cation channel activity; cGMP binding; protein-containing complex binding.